AAGUAAUUGAGUUGAAAACUUUACUGCAUACACAGAUUUAUUUAGCUGAUAUUCAUAGUUCAGGAUGUAUCUUCAUAUUUUUAUUUUGAUGUGUUUGGAUACUUUGAUUAUUGCGAUGCAAACACCGACGAAAGAUACCAAAUUCAAAUUUAAUACGCUCUCCAAUGAAUUCCUGCCGUAUGCAUAUACGCCGGACCCUUUGUUCGGUGUUGAUAAAGGCGCGACAGAACAGCUCUCGUUUGAUCCUUCCUCGAAACUUAUCUACGCUGUUGGUAAUACAAACAUCCACGUCCUCGAUAUGGCUGACGUCAACAAACUGACAGUGUUAUUCCACCAAUCAUACACAGGUGUAGACAUCACCGACGUGCAUGUGUGUGGGGGUCACGUGUUUGUUGCCAUUGACAACACCACAAGACAUAAGGACGGGUUUGUCAAUGUUUACAAACUUUACAACAAAGAGACCCAAACACUUGACCUAGUGCACUCAAUAGAAGUGGGAACUUUUCCUGAUAUGGUACUUACUACGCCUGACUGCAAAACACUGAUUGUGGCCAUAGAAGCGGAACCAUAUGACGACAAUGCAAAUGCAGUUCUAGUUGAUAAUCCUGGAGGUAUCGGCCUUGUUAAAUUUCCCCAGGGACCCAACGGCGCAUACACUAAAAAUGUUUUAGGGUUUCACUCCUUUGAUGACAGGUAUUUUGCCGAACUUGAGAGCCAAGGUGUCAUGUACAUAAACCGCAAUGCCACGUUUUCAGACGAUGUAGAACCGGAGUAUAUAACUCUGAACACAGAAGGCACACUAGCCUAUGUUAGUUUACAGGAAAACAAUGGCAUUGCAGUCGUUGAUCUCGCUUCAGAAGAGAUAGUAGACAUUUUUGGGCUUGGUUUUAAAGACUGGUCAUUGGCCAACAUUGACCCCAGUGAUAGAGAUGGAGGGGUACAUAUGCAGCCUUGGAAAGUAUUUGGAAUGUACCAGCCUGACGCCAUAAAGAUGUUGCGAUUCCAAAACGAAGAUUUCAUCGUUACUGCAAACGAGGGUGAUUCUAAAGAUUACGAUUACUUUUCGGAAGAAAACAGGGUGGGGGAUUUCGUUCUAUCCGAAUUAUUUGAACGCAACGCUACUCUUCGUGACGAAUGGACUACUGACUCAGUGUUAGGAAGACUUAAAGUCACUUCUGUCAAAGGCAAAAACGAAACAACACAACAUUAUGACCAGCUUUAUUCAUUCGGUGGCCGCGGGUUCUCUAUCAGGAGGGCGAGUGAUAUGAGUCUAGUGUACGACAGCGGUGAUGAGAUUGCUACCAAAACAGCGGAGCUUCUGCCCCAUCUUUUCAAUGCAAAUUUCGAUGAGUCUACUGCUGUUUCAGAUAGUUCCGAUACUCGCUCGGAUGACAAGGGUCCAGAAACUGAAAGCAUUGCCAUAGGGCAUAUAGGUGAUAUCACCUUGUUGUUCAUUGGGAAUGAGAGAGGGUCAACCAUCGCAGUAUACACCCUUGACCAGACCGCGGCAGAAAUCACUCCACAGUUUGAGACAUUUAUAUACGGCGUUGGUGAUAGCGAUGAGACGUGGGGUGAUCUGUACACAGCACGAGAUAUGAGCAUGGUUGAUCCUGAGGAUAUAACGUUUAUUGCCGCUAACGACAGCCCCAAUGGCAAGCCUCUGCUGUUAGUAGGCGGCGGCUUCAGCGGCACUGUGACAGUUUUACAGAUGGACGUACAGCUAGGUUUACCCAACACUGCUUCAGCACUGUCUAGGAUCUUCAAAAGCAGCUUGAGCAUCACAGAAGCAUGGAUUACUUGUUAUUUGUUUCAUGUUUUACUUUAUUAAAGUACGAAACAUGUUUAUUAAACGAAAUGGCUGUUUUAUUAGGUCAUUAUUGUUUAAUUACUUUAUACAUAUCAAACUCGCACAUAUAUAAACAGUACUUUCAUUUCAUUGACAUUAUGAUAUAGAAUCUAAAAUGCAAUGUAUUGAAUUUAUAUACGUCCUUGAACUUCGCUUGUUUUCUAGCUGUAGCUUGACAUAUGAAUUGUGUAUGCCUUUAUGAUUUACAUAAACAUUGUACUUUUACUUCUGAUUAAAUGUAAUUGCUAAAAGUGUUACAUAUAAAGGUUCGGUUAUCAAUCUGUAUCACGGUUUUAAAACUUGUGAAAACAGGGACACGUUAAGAAAAGAACUGCGAU
Messenger RNA from Mya arenaria, 2184 nucleotides. Its product is annotated as mesenchyme-specific cell surface glycoprotein-like. The transcript is spliced from 12 exons. The record is from RefSeq and is a predicted model, not a curated record. Gene Ontology annotation, molecular function: protein binding. Bases 65 to 1828 code for a protein of 587 amino acids. NCBI's taxonomy places the organism in Eukaryota, Metazoa, Mollusca, Bivalvia, Myida, Myidae.